AUGGACUCCUAUCGGCCCGGCGGAAGCCGUCGGCGCCCUGUUCGCGACGGCGACUCGUAUCGACCUCGCGAUCACGACCCGCCACCUCCACCAUGGCCAUCAACAAACUACAACAAUGGUGACAUGUACCAAUUCCAAGGUUCGCGUGACCGAGAACCGCCACCAGAGUUCGCCCGCCGUCCCAGGUCCGGAUACCAGAGUGCGCGACCCUACCAUUCAGGUCCCCGCCGGGACAACUGGCGAAGGCCCCCAGUACCGACCAUCAGGACAGCCGCGAAUCGGCCCCUGUUCAAGCUCAGACACGAUGAAGCCACUGAUUCUUCGGUCGCAAGUCUCAACUCGGAAACCAAGUCAAAGUUCCGGAAUCUGGAUGAAUUGACAGACAGCGAAGAAGAAGACAUGGCACAGUCGGAAGAUGGAGAUGAGGAACGCCACGUGAACAAGCGAGCUCGACUCCACCAAGGCGAUUCCGGCAUUGCACCAGCCUCUUCCAAAUGGUCGAAUCCAGACCCGUACACGUCGCUUCCUCCAGCGGGAGAUGUGGCUGCCAAACGGACGGAUGUCGUCAAAUUGAUCAGGAAAGCGCGCAUCGACACAGACCCCAGCCGACCAAAAGCCAAGCAGCCAGAUGAAUUCAUUUCUUUCGAGGCGGACGGGUACGACUCGAGUGAUGGCUCGGCCCUGUCGCCGGUGUUCCACAAAUCCCCAUCGCCACAGCCUACUUAUGAUCCCCCUGCUCGCCAACCGUCCGCGUCCAGCAUGGUCACCGGGAAGAGAAAGAGAGGCCAUGAUCUCGACGACGGAGAACGAUAUUCCAGAUCAGACAACCCAGCUUAUGCAGAUAGGCGAGUCGAAGACAAAUGGGCAGCUACCUAUGGAGUUAAUGCAACGCCGUGGCUGGGUCUACCGUCCCCCAGCAACACUGCUGGAGUCGCGCUCCACAAAGAGAUCAUUGACUUUUACGACUGGGUGAAACCAAGACCCCACGAAAUCGAAGUUCGUGGAGCAGUGUUCCAGCGUCUCAACAAGGUGUUGCAAGGUUUCCUGGCAGGAGAACUAAAAGCCUUCGGAUCUUAUGCUGCCGGUUUAUACUUGCCUACCGCUGAUAUGGAUCUCGUCUACCUUACGAGGAGCUUUAAACCUGGCGUGUUGCCUUCCAAGAAGCAGAAGAGAGAUCUGGUCAUCACAUGUGCAACGUUCCUUCGUCGGUGCGGUAUCGCUCAAGGGCCAGUUGUUCCGAUUGGUGGCGCAAAGGUCCCGAUUGUCAAGUUCGUUGACAGAAUCAGCGGACUCAAGAUUGACCUAUCCUUCGACAAUGACACCGGUCUCACUGCCAUCAAUACCUUCCACAAAUGGAAGAGUGAGCAUCCCGUGAUGCCCAUCAUUGUUUCGGUUGUCAAACAAUAUUUAAUGAUCCGAGGGCUGAAUGAUGUGUCCACUGGGGGAUUGGGUGGUUUCUCGACGAUCUGUCUGGUGACUAGCCUCCUACAACAUCUGCCUCUGCAUCAGCGUCCUGUCAAUGUAGGCGAUGUCUUGGUCGAGUUUUUCAACUACUACGGUAAUGUGUUUGACAAGAAAUCAACGAUCAUUCGUCUUGAUCCGCCAGCGUACUUGAACAAGGCAAUACAUACCAUUCAUUUUGGUGACAAAGACAAUGAACGUUUGACUAUCAUUGAUCCUCAUCGAUCGGACAACAACAUCUCGGGUGGCACAAGGCAGAUUGGCACAAUUUUCGACUGCUUUUCCAAGGCACACAAGGCUCUAGCCACUCGACUUGCCUCCUUUGAAAAAGACCCUUCCAGACAUCAGGUAGAUGGCUUUUUGGGGUGUCUCAUUGGCGGCGAUUUCACGUCUUAUGAGAGACAGAGGCAAAGACUGCGAGAAAUGUCUGUCAACGCCACAGCUGGUCCCGCCGGCGGCAAAGGGGGCCACACAAUAAAGGAGCCGGCUCGUUCGAUCGACGUUAGUCGCCGCCCCAAUCGGACCGGACCACCGACGAUAGCCGGCGUUGACGGCGCCACUACAACGUCUGCGAACCAGUCAAAAGAAUCUAAUCGGGGUAGUAGGGGCUCGCGAAGAGCGGAGCGAUUGAAGGCUCUACGACCUGAGCUUGCUGCAUCGAUACGACAUUCUAUCAGUCGCCUCGACGCUCUGAAGCUUGGCGGCUACAAAGACCACGCAGAGAUGCAGAGCGAUCUCAAUAUACGAGAAGCAGCCGCCGCGAAGCUUGCUAUGACAACUUCCGGUCCAGCAUAA
Messenger RNA from Cladophialophora yegresii CBS 114405, 2256 nucleotides. RefSeq lists its product as uncharacterized. Lineage: Eukaryota; Fungi; Ascomycota; Eurotiomycetes; Chaetothyriales; Herpotrichiellaceae. Gene Ontology annotation, cellular component: nucleolus; TRAMP complex. Gene Ontology annotation, biological process: RNA 3'-end processing. The coding region runs from base 1 to 2256 and encodes 751 amino acids. The record is from RefSeq and is a predicted model, not a curated record. Gene Ontology annotation, molecular function: mRNA binding; poly(A) RNA polymerase activity. The transcript has 4 exons.